AUGGGAUCUGCUGAGUUUGGAACAGCCAAAUAUUUGAAUAAAAAAAUGAAGGCCAAAGGCCUUCAAAAACUGCGAUUUUACUGUCAAAUUUGCCAAAAACAAUGUAGAGAUGAAAACGGAUAUAAAGCCCAUUGUCGAUCGCCAUUCCAUACACGAAACGUAACACAAACGAAGCCGCAAGACUUGCAUAAUUACUCAGAACAGUUUGAAAAGGAUUUUCUGCGACUUCUUCGACUGUCACACGGGGAAAAGAAGAUAGAAGCCAAUAAGUUUUACAACGAGUUCAUUCAAGAUCGAGAUCACAUACACAUGAACGCCACUAGGUUUACGUCCUUAACUAAAUUCAUUUUGCAUUUGAGUAAGACUGGAAAAAUUCGACUCCACGAUCUUGAUGGAGACGAAGAUAGCAUAGACGUUGAAAGCGGCAAAAUCAUGAUAAGUUACAUUGACAAUUCGUUCGAGAAUAUGCUGCGGCAAAAUAAGUUGAAGGAGAUAGAAGGCUCCCAGGCCACUGAAGAAGACAUUAAAAUGAAGAUGUUGAAACGUCAAAUAGCAACAUCGGCAGCUGAAGCGGAGGAUGUCGAUGAUGCGGAUGCGGAGGAAACCAUAAGUCCAGAAACACAGAUUGGUAAAAUAUCAUUGACCCUUCCAAAGAAGCCAGCGAGCAAAGGAAAGGUUAGUAAAAAGCCCAAAAACCUGUUCAAAAAAUUGAAAUAG
Molecule: messenger RNA, 717 nt
Organism: Lachancea sp. 'fantastica'
Lineage: Eukaryota; Fungi; Ascomycota; Saccharomycetes; Saccharomycetales; Saccharomycetaceae
Source: the annotation of a GenBank genome assembly